AUGGACCAGUUGUCUAUUUCAGAACUGAACAAAGUUGAUUUGUUUCCUAUUGUUCAGCAAGUAUUUGACAAAGCAUUUAAAGAAGAGAAAUUAAUUUACAACGAGUCUGACUCAUUUGAGAUACUGGAAGAUGGAAACUUGAAAUUCAAGAUUGAAAUUGUUGGUGGACUGUCGAAGCGUCCAUCUAAUAGACCGCAAGAGCCUGGAAUUAAAACAAAUAUCCCAAGACCUAGAAAAGAUGUUCAUGCAGCAGACCCUUUCAUGAUUCCCGAGCCAGAAUUAACUGUCGUCGAGUGCUUGGCAGAUGAAUAUAGACUCAUCCUAAACAAGUAUCCAAACACUUCAAAUCAUUUUCUACUGGUGACUAGAGAGUUUGUGAAACAAGAUUCCUUAUUGACGCCGAAAGAGUUGGCCACCAUGUAUUUCACUUUACAGAAUCUCGGUCGUCAUGAAAAUUAUUUCACUUUCUUUAAUUCAGGAUCUGAAUCGGGAUACUCUCAGUAUCAUAAGCACGUUCAAUUCAUGCCAUUUCCAAAAGAACUACAAAACAUCUUUGUUGAUGACUUGGUACGUGGAGAAGAAUUCUACCUUCCCAAAGAUACAAGAUCGUCCAGACAGUGUCUAAAUGACCCUAAUUGUCCCUACCAACAUUACGUCCUUCCCCUACCUAAAAUUCCAUUUGAAUUAGAAGAGGCAGAAGAGCAGCUAGGAAUGGCAUAUAUGGUUCUUUUCCGUAAAGUUCUGAAUUGUUUUAAGUAUUUGAACAGUACAAACCCGUUCGAUGUGAGCUAUAACCUGCUAAUGACUACUAAGUGGAUCAUGAUUAUACCAAGGCGCAAUGCAAAAUUUGAUAAGGUCUGGACCAACGCUUUGGCAUUUAUUGGAUUAUUUUUGGCCAAAGAUACCGAGAUCCAAGGAUUGAUCAAAGAAUAUGGUCCAUCUACUAUUCUUCAGGAAAAUGGAUUCCCCAACAAUGGGGACGUUUUGGGCGACGAAAACGACUACUGA
This is a messenger RNA of Komagataella phaffii GS115, 1008 nucleotides long. Its product is annotated as Diadenosine 5',5''-P1,P4-tetraphosphate phosphorylase II (AP4A phosphorylase). Gene Ontology annotation, molecular function: ATP:ADP adenylyltransferase activity; ATP binding. Bases 1 to 1008 code for a protein of 335 amino acids. The record is from RefSeq and is a predicted model, not a curated record. The transcript has a single exon. NCBI's taxonomy places the organism in Eukaryota, Fungi, Ascomycota, Pichiomycetes, Pichiales, Pichiaceae. Gene Ontology annotation, biological process: nucleotide metabolic process.